AUGAAGAAAUCAAAACAAGCAAAUGUAUCAGAAUGUGAAGUUGGGGUCGAUAUGAUUAGUAUCUUGCCGGAUCUUGUUCUUCGAUUAAUUCUUUUACGUCUUCAAGGUACAAAAGAGGUAAUUCGAACAAGCAUUUUGUCGAAACGAUGGAGAUUCAAAGACUUUGUAUAUUGGGUUUUACUAAACAAAACCCUUGAUUUAGAUAACUUUCAUUUGUGGUGUUCAAAUUACUACAACAUGUCGACCAUAAGGCAGUGGAUUCAUGUUGCUGUUAUGAGAAAAGUCAAACUACUUGACUUGAUGUUCUGCUCUAGGGAGGAGUCUGAGGAUAUUGAGGUGCCACAUUAUCCGGUGACUUGUAGUUCUCUGGAGGUGUUAAGGUUGUGUUUGUUCAGGUGUGCUCUAUGUUUGCCUAGCAUUACAUGUUUUCCAGCACUUAGGGUUCUUGAGUUGAAUUAUGUUGGGUUAGGAAAGUGUGAUUUGGUAAAACAUUUUCUCGAAAGCUUCCCAUUGCUUGAGGGGUUAAGUUUGACAGACUGCAUAGUGCUUGAAUGGCAAGAUCUUUGUAUUUCAUCCCCAAAGCUUAAGAAUCUGAGAAUUAAGAACCAUUAUGAAGAGACUGGAGAAUACUGUUAUACUAGGAAGUAUUCACGUAUUGAGAUUUCUUGCCCAAAACUAGUGUUUUUGAAGUAG
Lactuca saligna is the source of this 693-nucleotide messenger RNA. Lineage: Eukaryota; Viridiplantae; Streptophyta; Magnoliopsida; Asterales; Asteraceae. The record is from the annotation of a GenBank genome assembly.